UGUGACAGCUCAGAGCUGUCCACGUCAACACACCGAGCGAGCACGGCGGCAGGCGGCAGCGAUGGACUCCACGUCUCUGGAACCUUCUCUCUACACAGUGAAAGCUGUUUUCAUUCUUGACAAUGAUGGCAACAGACUUCUGUCAAAGUACUAUGACUCUGAGCUUUACCCCUCCAUGAAGGAGCAGAAGAACUUUGAGAGGAACGUUUUCAACAAGACUCACAAAGCAGACAAUGAGAUAGCUUUCCUGGAGGGGAUGACCAUCGUCUAUAAGAGCAGUAUAGAUCUCUUCUUCUAUGUGGUGGGAAGUGCUCAGGAGAAUGAGCUGAUGCUGAUGUCCGUACUGAACUGCCUGUUUGACUCCCUCAGUCAGAUUCUCAGGAAAAAUGUGGAGCGCAGGUGUUUACUAGACAACAUGGAAGGAGUUUUCCUUGUUGUGGAUGAAAUCAUUGAUGGAGGGGUGAUCCUGGAGAGUGACCCCCAGCAGGUGUUACAGAAGGUCAACUACAGGGCGGAUGAAAACCCACUAACUGAACAAAGCGUGGCCCAGCACAUAACAGAGAAACUGGCUCUGACCACUAACGUUCUGCAGUCGGCCAAGGAGCAGAUCAAAUGGUCCAUAUUGAAAUGACUCGGACCAGACAAAUUUAGGAUUCUUAAGAAUGUUCUAGAGAACAUUUCUAGUCCCAAAGCUAUUUUUUAUAGUAACAGACUAAAGGGAAGAUCGUUACGCGGCUGCUGGCCUGUAGGCUGCAAUUAACAAGUCAGUCAUAGGAUUUUGUUUCUCUGUGCGAUGGUAUUUUGUUACAUUGUGUGUGACAUGUAAUUAAUUUAUGUGGUUUGAGAGUGAUGUUAGGACACACUCAUGUAGCAAUGUCAUUUAACAGGCCAGCUGACACCAGACACUAAUGAAAAGUGGAGGCUCAGAUAGUUUUAUGGUCCAGCUGUGCUUCAGCAUAACAGUUAUCCACUUUGAAACUAAUCAAUAAGAAUAUUGGAAGAGUGAGUAGCGAUCAGUUUCUGUUACUUUUAUUUUGGUGGAGCUGGAUCUUCCACCCUCAUUCACUCAGACCUGAAGUGGCUAUAUGUGUUGCAUAUUAGGUAAAUGCAUUUUACACAAUUUUAUACACAGAGAAUUGUUUUCCCCCAAAAUAUUUCAUCUGCUAAUAGUUUUGGAACAAUCUUGUUGCAAAAAUUGAGAACUCAACAAUGCUGCAUGCUGUAAAAUGUUCCUAUUCGUUAGUCAGUGUAGAAGUGUGUUAUCUUCAGUGGACUGUGUCAGCAUGCACAGAACUUAUCAUGUCACAUUGUGUGGACAUUCUGAAAAGUAAGAGUUGACACAACACUACUGCAGCAAAUAUCUGCAAAUCCAAGCUGAAAGUUGAAACAAAUUGGCUGUACAAAUGUUACAAAAUGAGAAAAUGAAGUUAUGAUUGGAACAAUGUCAUUUAAAAACACACACGCUCUGACAUCACUUGUGCACUGAAAUGCUCAGUUGAAUACAUUUUGGGUUGUGCCAGUUGGCUCCUUAAACAACACUGCUUGUAAAGCUUAUUUAAAGACUGUAAAGGAAUAGUGAUGCUUUAUGACACUAAACAAAUGUUAGCAGUAUGUGUGUCACAGAAGAGGCAAUAUGUUACUUUUGCACUGUAUGGAAUUCCCUCAUGAAGGUAAAUUGAUAUCUGUACAUCUUUACAAUGAAAGGGAAACGGGAUUUUGUGGCCAGGGUUAUAAAAUAAUGUCUAUUUUAUUGGUAUAAUGAGAGUAAAAGAUGUUAAUAGAUAUUAAAUAAAUAUUUUCAUAGUUGAAAAACAGAAAUAAGCCAAAGACAAACUUGAUUAUUUUGUUAACAUUUGGAUGUUGAAGCUAACAUUUUUGUCUGAUUUGGGGCAUUUUGUCUGUGCGCCAUUUGUGAGACUGAUAAUAAAACUGUCCUGG
Messenger RNA from Thunnus maccoyii (southern bluefin tuna), 1938 nucleotides. It is a transcript of the gene copz2, whose product is annotated as COPI coat complex subunit zeta 2. The record is from RefSeq and is a predicted model, not a curated record. Gene Ontology annotation, cellular component: COPI vesicle coat. The coding region runs from base 62 to 631 and encodes 189 amino acids. The transcript is spliced from 10 exons. NCBI's taxonomy places the organism in Eukaryota, Metazoa, Chordata, Actinopteri, Scombriformes, Scombridae. Gene Ontology annotation, biological process: intra-Golgi vesicle-mediated transport; intracellular protein transport; retrograde vesicle-mediated transport, Golgi to endoplasmic reticulum.